Ectocarpus sp. CCAP 1310/34 is the source of this 2182-nucleotide messenger RNA. The record is from the annotation of a GenBank genome assembly. NCBI's taxonomy places the organism in Eukaryota, Phaeophyceae, Ectocarpales, Ectocarpaceae.
GUGUGUUGGCCUGCUGUCUGUAGCUUUAUUCGUGCUUGUUUGUCUCGGACGCUGCAUCCACGGAUGCCUUCGAGGGAUAACCUUUGACUUUGGCAACCCUCUUUGCGAUAGUGUGCACUGACUACUACAUCGCUUAUUCAACAAGGGAGAGAAGGACUACUGCUGCUGUACGUGCAAGCUGUGUGUUCGCCGAGGGGACAACUAAGGACCGAAAGGGCCAAUGGAGGCUGCGUUUGAUUUCCCUCUGGGCUCGUAUUCUGCGCUCAAUAAGACCUUCACCAAGCUGCAUGUGGAGGUCGGGGGGAGGACUGCGGCGGUCGGUAACAACAAGUCCUUGUUGGUGUUCAAUUUGGAAGAGCCCGUUGCCAAAGGGGCUCAUGCCGGAAGCCUGGAUGGCGACGAUCUACACAAGCGUGGCAUCGUAUACCGGUACAAGGACGAGGCCAAGCGCCUGUUCGCCAUCAGGUUCAACCCCCAUCACAAUCGCAGGAUGUUUUUGGCGAGCGCGAAAGGACAGCUGGUUCAUAUCUGGAAUCUAGAAGAGAAAGAUGAUGCUUCAGGUUCUACUAGGGGGGUCACAACCCUACGCCAGAUGACGACCGCAAAUGUUCUGGACAUUUGCUGGUCGCGUUUCGACGAAAAUUUGCUGGCAGCGGGCGACUGCUUGUGGGACACGAGGAAAGCAAACCUUGUCCAAGCAUGGAAAGUACCGGGUGGUGACAGCCGGGUGUUGACAACCCAAGUCUCGUUCAAUCGCAAGAAUCCCUACCUUCUUGCCUCUUCGCAAGUGAACCAAGUAUACAUCUGGGACAUGCGCAAGGGACAAAAACCGAUCGAUACGAUCCCAGUAUCCCUACCAUCUGAACACGUAACUAGUCUGGACUGGAGUUCCGGAAGCGAGUAUGAUCUGCUCACCAGUGGCGGAGACAACUUUAGUUUGUGGAGGGUCGACUCGAACAAAGCGAAACAAAUCGCCUCCGGAGGCAGCACUUCUUCAACAAGCCAGGGCACCUCCGUUCUUCUAAAAAAGCGGAAGUGGUCGCAGCCCGUGAAGAAAGUGCUCUUCGCACCCUUCGGCCAGGCGGCGAUCACUGUGUCACGAGGGUUUUUCGAGGGAAAGCAAGAGCUGCAAACGAUCAAGAUGUGGUCGAUCCCGAGCCAGGACUUGCGACUUGUUGCCACGUUCGAGGCAGGAGUAUUCCCUAUUGUGGGGGUAUCGUGGAGGUCAACCGACGAUGGGUACCAGGUGGCAAGCUUGGACGCCGCAGACCACUUGCGCUUGCACAACGUCGAAAAGCUAGACUUCGAAAGCCCCGGCAAGGAUUUGCCAGCCGGCGAUUCUUCGGGUGGGAGGGACUACGGAUCAACAUUAGGCUCGGAGUCACUGGAGACCUCUGCCACGUCGAAGGCUCCUGUUCUUCGAAAGGAAAUUCUUCCGGUGGUUUGGAGUUUAUCGGAGCCGCAGAAUGCCGCGCCGUUCAAGAUGGCGAUUGAAACCACCUCAGAUAUCCCUGUCAGGGAGCUUGUCCAGGUUGAGAACAUCGCCCGUCGCGGUGGGUUCGGGUCUGUGCGAAGUGUGGACCUACAGGUAGCGCGAAAAUGCAUAAGCUUGGUCAUGGCUGCAACAGCGGAAGCUACACAGCCACCGAGUGCUCACGAGGCGGAGCCGCUUGCAAUACGCGACCAUCGAAAUCGUGAUCCAGGAACGGAGGACGCGCCGCACACACCGGGGAGGACGUACCUAGUAAACUCUUGGCUUCGUGUGACAGCCAGGGUUCAACCAGGACACUGGUCGAGAGAGGCGAACGCGAUAGUCGACCUGGCGGCGGAACAAGGGCCUGUAUUCUCCGCACCCUUCGACCUUGCCACAGUCGUGUGCGAAGACCCGCUCGAUGAAGCGACCCUGAAGCGAAUGCAAGCAGCCGCAGAGGAAGUCAUGCACCGGCCGCUCAAGACGGGGAAGUCCCGGUUGGAGGCCUGCCUCGCUCGAGUGAGACGUGAUCUUGACGCGUGUGUCAGGGAUGCCGCCAACCAGGCAGCAGGAGUCGUCGAGGGAGACGAAUCUCUUUCCCAGGUUGGGCUGCAGGCAAGUUUCACACCUUGGCACGGAUUCACGGGGAUGCUGGUGUGUGCGUGGGUCAUGUUUGCUUUCACGACGUCAUUGCUAACUCGCGUCAGGUGA